This is a messenger RNA of Podarcis raffonei (Aeolian wall lizard), 1912 nucleotides long. Its product is annotated as beta-Ala-His dipeptidase-like. Gene Ontology annotation, biological process: proteolysis. Gene Ontology annotation, molecular function: dipeptidase activity. Gene Ontology annotation, cellular component: cytosol. The transcript has 12 exons. The coding region runs from base 139 to 1605 and encodes 488 amino acids. The record is from RefSeq and is a predicted model, not a curated record. Lineage: Eukaryota; Metazoa; Chordata; Lepidosauria; Squamata; Lacertidae.
UUGGUGGUGCGGAAUGACUUGUAAAGCAAAAGCUUACUGGAUUUUGAAAUAAGAGGACGUCUCACAGCCUCUGCUUACUGACUCUAUUGGCAAAGAAGACAAGAAGAAUAAAUUCUGCCACUACUUGUCUCUACUGCCAUGAUAUCCCUUGUAUUUCUUCUUGCUUUCACAACUAUCACCAGUGAAGCAUCACUUGCCCCUUCAGAUCAAAUAUUUCAGUACAUUGAUGCACAUCAACAUGAAUAUGUACAGAGACUCAGAGAAUGGGUGGCCAUUGAAAGUGACUCCAGUAACCUUCUGAAGAGGCAAGAACUGAUUGAAAUGAUACAUUUAGCAGAAGAGAGGAUAAAAUAUUUAGGAGGAACUGUUGAGUUGGCAGAACUGGGUGUACAAGAGCUGCAUAAUGGAAGUACACCUCGUUUGCCACCAGUCAUUCUGGCAGAACUUAAAAAGGACCCUAAAAAACAUACAGUUUGUUUUUAUGGACAUCUGGAUGUGCAGCCAGCCAGAUUAGAGGAUGGAUGGGCAUCAGAGCCAUACAAUUUGACAGAAAAAGAUGGUAGUCUGUAUGGACGUGGAACCUCGGACGACAAAGGGCAAAUUCUGGCUGUACUGAAUGCAGUAGAAGCACUUCAACAAUAUGAACUUCCUGUGAAUGUAAAGUUUCUCCUUGAAGCCAUGGAAGAAGUAGGAUCGCCUGGACUAUUGAAACUGGUUGAAGAGAGAAACAGUACGUUUUUUUCAGAUGUCGAUUACAUUGUGAUCACUGAUUCCUCAUGGAUCAGCAACAAACCAAGUAUUACAUAUGGAACAAGGGGAAACAGCUACUUCUUAAUUGAGGUUGAAUGUGCUAAAAAAGACUUGCAUUCAGGGACCUUUGGAGGUAUAGUUCCUGAAGCAACCAGUGACUUAAUAUAUCUGUUGAGUACCCUUGUCGAUUCUUCUGGUCAUAUACUGAUACCUGGGAUUUAUGAUGCAGUUGCUCCUCUUACGGAAAAAGAAAAGAAACUCUAUGAAAAAAUUGAAUGGGAUUUCAAGAAGCUGAAGGACACAUUUGGCAUAAGAAACUUCACAUGUAGCACUAAAGAAGAAUUAUUAAUGCGGAAGUCGCGCUAUCCAUCUUUGUCCAUCCAUGGAAUUGAAGGAGCUUUCUCUGCACCUGGAACUAAGACUGUAAUCCCUGCAAGAGUAAUUGGGAAAUUUUCAAUACGCCUGGUUCCCCAUAUGGAUCGCUCUGUAGUAAAAAAACAGGUAAUGGAUCAUUUGAACAAGAAAUUUGCUGAACGGAACAGCCCUAAUCAUAUUGAAAUAACCAAUGUGCAAGCAUCAAAGCCGUGGCUUUCCGAUACAGAUGAACCUCUGUAUUUGGCUGGAAGAAAGGCAAUAGAGAAAGUAUUCCACACUGAGGCUGACUUGACCCGAAUAGGUGGAACAAUUCCAAUUGUUUCACAUUUCCAAGACGUAACUGGAAAGAGUAUAAUGCUUCUAGGAAUAGGAGGACCAGAUGACGCCCCUCAUGGUCAAAAUGAAAAGAUCAACAGGUACAACUUCAUUGAGGGAACCAAACUAUAUGCAGCCUUCCUUCAAGAACUUGCUUCUACCUAGAGAAGAUGGGAUGAUGAUAAAAACCCUCUAAAGCACAGAUGCAUACUUCCUUUUUUGAAAUGUUCUUAAAGGAACACAUAUACACAAAUAUAUUUAGUAAUUUAAACGUGAUAAAACCAAUAAAUACUUGUGUGGAAAAAAGAGAAGAUCCCCCCUGCAAUAAAAUAUUUUGUUUUAUUUUUACAUUUGGAGGUCCCAUUCCUCCUUUCUUUAUGUGCCUGUACAGAACUUUCUUGCUUCCUUAAGAACUCUGGACUCUCAGAAAGGAAAAGGAAUAAAUACUGCCACCUGGGUUUUCUAAAUUUAA